CCUAACUACUUAGGAAUGCGCCUGGGUCCAGAUGUAAAUCACUGCCCUGUCAAUGAUAAGCUAAACCUAUAAGCAAGCUGAUUUCUUCACUGAUGUUCGCCAUUCCUAUGCUUUUAGAAAACAUAUAUAUACUGGUCACCAACUCAAAUAAAAUUACACUCAGAUUUUCACUCUUGAAGUGUGUCUGUUUGUCAUUUCUUUAACCGAAUCCCUGACCACCCUGCGCAGUCUCUCAACCCUGAGACGGCCUCAUCGUCUACUGCUGUGCUGGUCCGCGGCAGGUGGCGCCUGAACGUGGGGCCCGAAUUCAAAUAUUGCUGAGUUUUUCCACCCAAAGGAGAGAGCUAACCUUUUGUGUGGCUUUGAGUACAAUUCUUCCAGGGAGUAACAUAGAGCUAAACUAAAAUGUGGAGAAACUACUGCUUUGUUCGUAGGGUUCCAGAGACCUCUGAAAAUGAUGAGGAAGCUUGCCUCCAUUGGCAGGACUGAAUAACCCGGUUCCCUGGACAGAAAGCUCUGUCAUGAAGCCUGAACUCUUUCGUCUUUUCACUGCCUUUGAUGAUGUACACUUCAAACAACCUGGACAGGACACCGCUAAGAUCCCAGUGCGUGCCUGCGUUGGAUACCCCUUUGCUCUGCUCCUGGGAAAUGCUUCAUCCACACGUAUCCAAUCCCGUGGGAACUCUUAUUCUGUCCAAUGUUCCGGUUGUGUGGUUACUAAUUGUAUUACCCCCUCUCUUGCUCGUCUAUAUCCUGUGGUGGUCUUGCUCAAAAGACCCCCCUAUGUUAUGUUACCUGUUGAUUUACAUGAUAUGCCUUGGUAUGAUAAUACUGCCAUGCAAAUCUUGGAUGAGGUGCAUGCUCUUCUUCGUCCUAAACGUUUUAUUGUUGCUCUUAUUCUUGGUAUUGCUGCAUUAAUUUCCUUAGUUACCUCUUUAGCUGCUUCCUCUGUUGCUUUAAUUCAGGAAGCUAAGACAGCUUCUUUUGUGAAUGACCUUACCAAAAAUGUGUCCAUGGCGCUCUCUACACAGCGGGACAUUGACUACAAGUUGGAAAAAAGUUAA
This is a messenger RNA of Talpa occidentalis (Iberian mole), 1064 nucleotides long. RefSeq names its product endogenous retrovirus group K member 7 Env polyprotein-like. The record is from RefSeq and is a predicted model, not a curated record. The transcript is spliced from 2 exons. NCBI's taxonomy places the organism in Eukaryota, Metazoa, Chordata, Mammalia, Eulipotyphla, Talpidae. Bases 522 to 1064 code for a protein of 180 amino acids.